ACAUCAAGAAAAAUAGAGUUGCACGUUGUUUGUUUUCACGAAAAAUGCAAAUGGAGUGUGAGGGCUGUUAAGCUCCGUGGGGUCCUCAUGUUUCAAAUCAGAAGGUUUGACUCAUUCCACACAUGCUUAAUGGAUUUUAGGCAAGGACAGCAUCGGCAGGCUACAUACCGAACCGUUGCAGAACUUGUUUCUCAUAAGUUCUUGGAUGCUUCUAGAAAGCCGUAUGUACCAAAUGAGAUACGUGCUGACAUGAGUCUCAUGCAUGGCAUCUCCAUGUCGUACAAUAAGUCUUGGAAAGCUCAAAAGACUGCAAUGCAAAAACAAUUCGGAUCAGAUGCCGAGUCAUAUCAACUUUUACCCUCAAUGGCCUAUAUGCUUGACAAAGCAAAUCCACAUUCUGUUUUUUCUCUUGUUGGAGAGAUGAUGAUGUCUUCCAG
Messenger RNA from Cuscuta epithymum, 437 nucleotides. The record is from the annotation of a GenBank genome assembly. Lineage: Eukaryota; Viridiplantae; Streptophyta; Magnoliopsida; Solanales; Convolvulaceae.